Molecule: messenger RNA, 1523 nt
Organism: Ceratotherium simum simum (southern white rhinoceros)
Lineage: Eukaryota; Metazoa; Chordata; Mammalia; Perissodactyla; Rhinocerotidae
Gene: PSMD8
Product: proteasome 26S subunit, non-ATPase 8
Biological process (GO): proteasome-mediated ubiquitin-dependent protein catabolic process
Cellular component (GO): proteasome regulatory particle; nucleus; proteasome regulatory particle, lid subcomplex
Source: RefSeq, a predicted model, not a curated record
GGUCACCAUCUUGAGUGACAGCAGAGGCGGAGCUCCGACCGACAGGUUCAUGAAGGGCCAAGCUCCGAGGGCGCCUCCCCGACAGCGAUUGAGCGCGAACCGCGGUGGGCGGAGGCAGGCGGCCGUGGCCCCGCCCCCGGGCCUGGGCCCCGCCUCCCGGCCCCACUUCCGCCGGGCGAGCGUCGGCCGGCGGCGCUGCCGUAAGUCGGGCCGGCGGUUUGCCGCAUCACGAAAGAUGGCGGCCGCGGCGGUGAACGGGGCCUCGAACUCGGGGCCUGCGGCGGCCUCGGGCGCGAUCCUGCAGGCCGCGGCCGGCAUGUACGAGCAACUCAAGGGCGAGUGGAACCGGAAAAGCCCCAAUCUGAGCAAGUGCGGGGAGGAGCUGGGCCGGCUCAAGCUGGUUUUGCUGGAGCUCAACUUCCUGCCAACCACAGGGACCAAACUGACCAAACAGCAGCUCAUUCUGGCCCGUGACAUCCUGGAGAUCGGGGCCCAGUGGAGCAUCCUGCGCAAGGACAUCCCCUCCUUCGAGCGAUACAUGGCCCAGCUCAAAUGCUACUACUUUGAUUACAAGGAGCAGCUCCCCGAGUCGGCUUACAUGCACCAGCUCUUGGGGCUCAACCUUCUCUUCCUGCUGUCCCAGAACCGGGUGGCCGAGUUCCACACGGAGCUGGAGCGGCUGCCUGCCAAGGACAUCCAGACCAACGUGUACAUCAAGCACCCUGUGUCCCUGGAGCAGUACCUGAUGGAGGGCAGCUACAACAAGGUGUUCCUGGCCAAAGGCAACAUCCCUGCCGAGAGCUAUACCUUCUUCAUCGACAUCCUGCUCGACACGAUCAGGGAUGAGAUUGCUGGGUGCAUCGAGAAGGCCUAUGAGAAAAUCCUCUUCGCUGAGGCCACCCGGAUCCUCUUCUUCAACACACCCAAAAAGAUGACGGACUACGCCAAGAAGCGCGGGUGGGUCCUGGGCCUCAACAACUACUACAGCUUUGCCAGCCAGCAGCAGAAGCCAGAAGACACCACCAUCCCCUCCACGGAACUGGCCAAACAGGUCAUCGAGUACGCACGGCAGCUGGAGAUGAUCGUCUGAGUCCCGGGCUCGGGGUGGGGCAGGGCUUACAUUAUUUAAAGCAGUGGCAGUCUAGGGUCCCCUCCAAUAAAGGUGGAUUCACAUUCUCUCUCCGAGGCCCUUGUCUCCCCGGGUGGAAUGGUGGGGAGACACAUUCUCAUCUCGGAAGAACUGGGAAGUUUGGGGGCCCUCGUGGGUCUGAGAUAACCCUGGGUCUCAUCUGCCUCUGUCCAGUGGCCAUUGCUCAAGGUCUCGCAUACAGAUGCCCACGCAGGGGCCCAGUGGCGGCGCUGUGGCCUGCGGGAGAGCCAGGCCCUGGGGGGAGGGACCGUUGCAGCCAGCUGUGGACACACACAGGAAGGCCAGGCCAAGGCACUAGAGUUUUUCAGUGAAGGGGGUGAAGGGUCCUAUUUUUAAAAAUGUUUGCAAUGAAUUAAACUGGUUUUGUAAAUGA